This is a messenger RNA of Bombina bombina (fire-bellied toad), 1147 nucleotides long. RefSeq names its product pleckstrin homology-like domain family A member 2. The record is from RefSeq and is a predicted model, not a curated record. Gene Ontology annotation, biological process: positive regulation of apoptotic process. Bases 717 to 1124 code for a protein of 135 amino acids. NCBI's taxonomy places the organism in Eukaryota, Metazoa, Chordata, Amphibia, Anura, Bombinatoridae. The transcript has a single exon. Gene Ontology annotation, molecular function: phosphatidylinositol phosphate binding.
CACCCUGCAGCCUAGGGCAGUAUUCAGGAAUGAGGAGGAGAGACAGCAACAGAUCCUUCCCAUAUGCACAACCCUCCCUGCCUAUGCAAAAUGAUUUUGUCUGUUCACUGCACUACUAAGCAAAGGCAGAACUGAACACAGAAGAACCAUCUGAAAGAAGCUUUCAGUGCUCGUGCUUUUACAUUAUUCCUAGAUGUGUAAUUCAAGACACUGUGACUAAAGGCUUCUUUUCUUGUGGAAGAGACCUGGAGCAAAUAUUUGCUUUAAUUAUGAGCACAUUUUAAAUUAAAUGCAACAAGAUGCUUUGAAGAAUGCAAAUAUUUUUUUUAUUUUUUUUCUUCUUUAAAUUCUUCAGAUUUUAUUUGGGGGAAUUUUCAACCAGGAAACUUGCUGUCAUAUCACUAGAAAUUAAUUAGAUAGUAAUUUUACCAUAAACAUGAUCAUUUUUCAGUCUUCUGCAGUUAGGUGUCUUUAGAUUUUAAGUGAACAAAAAGGCCUUACUGCAAAGUUGGUCCAGAGUUGGAGACCUGAAGUAUUAUCCAAAAAUACAGAUUUAUAUCACAAAUGGAACUGUAAAAGAAGAAAAGUCCUAACAAAUAUUUUAGUCUUUCCACAUUUUCCGGGUUUUGGUAAAACUUGUAAGUUGGUCAUCACUCCUGAAAAAGAAGAAGAUAUAAUAUAAAGUUUUGGAAGAGGGUUGUGUCUCUUACGGAACAAUGAGUCGCUCGGCAAUCUCUUCAUUUGUUGCCAUCAAAGAAGGAGAUUUGGAGAAGCGUAGUGAUAGCUUCCUUCAGCUAUGGAAGAAGAGAAGGUGCGUGUUGACUGCUGAGGGUCUACACUUGUACACAGACCCUCGAAAACGAGGUAAGGCAAAGGUUUUACGCUUUGACUCGCUUGCAAAACUGGAAUGUGUAGAGAGGAAAGGCGAGCGAGUCUACUUUACCCUAGUGACAAUGGAAGGGCAAGAGAUUGACUUCCGCUGCAGGGAACGCAGCCGCUGGAAUGCAGAGAUAACUCUAGCCUUGGUGGGCUUCCAAAACAGAAAAGCUGUGCAAGAGCUCAGAGCGCGCAAAGAACAUCAGGCCAGAGACAUGGGAGAUCGUUUAAGGAGCUGGGGACCAUGAAUGUGACCAACAGAUAAAUGCAA